CCACUGCAGGACAGCGGCCCCAGCACUACCCCGUGAUGAGGAGCGCGGGCCCAGAGGUCACCCGGGACCUUCAGCAGUCCCGAUGCCCAGGUGGCGUGCACCUGUACCAGUUAAGCCUAAAUGAAUGUCAACGGUGGUGUUAGGGAUCCCCAGGCUGAAGACUUUAAGUGACAAGUCAAGAGAAGCAAAAGUAAAAAGUAAACCGAGGACUGUUCCAUAUUUGCCAAAGUACUCUGCAGGACUAGAAUUACUCAGCAGGUAUGAGGAUACAUGGGCCGCACUUCACAAAAGAGCCAAGGAAUGUGCGAGUGCCGGAGAGCUGGUGGACAGCGAGGUGGUCGUGCUGUCAGCCCACUGGGAGAAGAAGAAGACCAGCCUCCUGGACUUGCAAGGACAGCUCCAGCAGCUGCCCGGUCUGAUCGCGGACCUAGAGGCCAUGACGGCAAACCUGGCGCAUUUGGAGGCUAGUUUCGAGGAGGUGGAAACCCACCUGCUGCAUCUGGAGGACCUGUGUGGGCAGUGUGAGGUGGAGAGGUGCAAGCACCGGCAGGCCCAGCAGCUGGAGAGUUACAGGAGGAGGAAGAGGAAGGAACUUGAAGCCUUCAAAGCUGAGCUGGAUGCCGCGCACAGCCAGAAGGCCCUGGAGGUGGAGCAGGCCCAGCAGACCAAGCUGCGGGAGCGGCAGCGCUUCUUCGAGGAGGCCUUCCAGCAGGACAUGGAGCAGUACCUGUCCACCGGCUACCUGCAGAUCGCGGAGCGGCGAGAGCCCAGAGGCAGCAUGUCGUCCAUGGAGGUGAACGUGGAUCUGCUGGAGCAGAUGGACCUGAUGGACGUGUCCGACCAGGAGGCCCUGGACGUCUUCCUGAACUCGGGAGAGGACAACAGCGUGCCGUCCCCAGGCCUAGGGCCUGAAUCCAGCGCUUGUCAGGACGAAAUCAUGCUUCAGGUUCCAGACCCCUCGGAAUUACCAGCCAAGCCCCCAUCCUCACCUUCUGCCUGCUCCAGCUCGGGGGCCCGGGACCCCAGGGCAGGUGGGGAGUCCCCGCUCGUUCAGUCCGACGAGGAGGAAGUGCAGGUGGACACAGCCCUCGCCACGCUACACGCGGACAGCAAGGCCACACCGGAUGUGAGUGACGAAAGCGACUCCUAAGCGUGGACUCGUGUCUUGGGACCACACACUCAGUGACCUUUCCUGAGCGUAGAGCCCCCCCCUGUAAAGUCAUGGUGUGUCGUGGAGGGUCUUGGUUUACACGGUUGCCGAUCAGGUGAGAGACGGACCGGCAGCAGGGCCGAAUAAAGUUUGAGGGCAUGAAACCAGCAGUUCGCAGCUGCUUUGUACAGAACG
Messenger RNA from Tupaia belangeri chinensis (Chinese tree shrew), 1345 nucleotides. RefSeq names its product dystrobrevin binding protein 1 (gene DTNBP1). Bases 125 to 1150 code for a protein of 341 amino acids. Lineage: Eukaryota; Metazoa; Chordata; Mammalia; Scandentia; Tupaiidae. The record is from RefSeq and is a predicted model, not a curated record. Gene Ontology annotation, biological process: platelet dense granule organization; negative regulation of protein kinase activity; anterograde synaptic vesicle transport. Gene Ontology annotation, cellular component: synaptic vesicle membrane; cytoplasm; plasma membrane. The transcript is spliced from 11 exons.